AGUCAAAAUUCCGGUCCCCACUAGGAAACGAGAGAGCCUCCAACAAACCGGCGGCAGAAAUCCACCAGCAACUGGCGAAGAACCGUCGGUCAGAAUGAACAGCAAAAGGAAAAAUCGCUCUAAUAAUAACAGGUCUCCACGUGCUCGUGGGCCACAAGAGAGAUGUGUCGUAGCAGAAGGAGUCUAUAACAAUGCUCAUUUUAUGCAUGCUAUUACUAGCCACGUUGGCAACACAGUAGAGAUUCGAACUCAAAAUGGCUCGACAUAUCAGGGUAUAUUUAGAACAUUCUCCAGUCAGUUUGACGUAGUAUUGGAAAUGGCUAAUCGCUUAGACGCCGCAGGACACACGGUCCUGGAUGAAGUGAUAGAGAAAUUAAUUUUUAGACCACAAGAUAUCGUUACUAUAUCUGCCAAGAACGUCGAUUUAGAUUAUGCUAUAAGAGAUACCUUUCAAACGGAUACGGCCAUUAGUAAAUUUAAUGGCUUAAUCGGUGAGAAAGAACUUGAACCUUGGGACGCACCAACCACCAUGAACGGAGCUGAUUUAGAGUUGGAUGGUGCUGCUAAUGGUUGGGAUGUUAACGAAAUGUUCCGUAAAAAUGAACAAGAUUACGGCAUCCAAACGACAUUCGAGCCUUCCUUGGUCGGCUAUACUUUACAACUUCAACGUAAAGAUACAAAAGAUUACAAGGAACAGGAGCAGAAAGCUGCUGAGAUAGCGAGUGAAAUUGAAUCUCAACCAAACCAUAAAGCCCGAUUAGAGCUUGAAAAUGGUGACGAGGAAGAGAGAUUCGCAGCUGUGGCGAGACCAACCGAGGGGAAAUAUAUCCCUCCACCGUUGAAAAAGAAAAAUGGUAAUACUAGCAAGUUGAUGAGAUCCAACGAGUCUCCAUCUUCGCCGGGAACUGCAAACAAUAAAAAUGUCUACAACCAAUCAUCUCCGUCCUCAGUAAGUGUCCCGCAACCGAAUAUAUCGGUUGGAAUACAAUCUGCUCACACCUCUGUGCAACAUUCGGUACCUUUGAAUAUGGGAAUUCCACCUAAUGGAGUGGUCGUCACAUACAACAAUCCACCGCCGCCGUUCGUGCCUCCAACGACGCAGUCGCAACAAGCAGUAAUUCAACAAAAUCAACCACAAUCUCAAGUUACUUCUUCGAUGCCUCAAGUGAAUUUUCCGCAACAGCAACAACAAAUUUCUUCAAAUAAAAUAAAUACAGAAAAACGUGAGCGACCUGGCAGGCAGCAAGUUUAUCAAACUGAUAAAGCGCCACCGGCACCAUUCUCUCAAUCGAAUGUUGCGUCUUCUCAUCAACAGUCUUCACAUCAACAGCACACAUCAUUGUCGCAACAGAAUUCCGUAGAGGGUCAAAUAGUCAUUCACAAAUCGGAUCAUAGGAAGGUUCAGACAGCGCGUGGAAGGGAUGAACAGCAUUCAGAACUGAGGCAAUUUGCUGCAGAUUUUAAAUUAACCGCGGAGCCGCAAACUCCGCCGGAUACUUUGCCAAUUUCUAGAAAACAGCAACAUCAGCACCAACAGGACAUACAUCCCACUAGUUCAAUGAAUCAGCCACAUCAUCAAACUCCUCAUCAGCACACGAGUCCGCAACAGCAGUCGCAACAGUCAUCCCCGACCCAGCAGCACACUACUUCUCAUCAACAGCAUCAGACUGUACAAGAGGAACCUGUCAUUACUACCAAGCCUCCGGCUGGACCGUUAGCAAUAAGAUCUACAAGUCCACUUCAACAGCAACAACAGCAGCAGCCACAACAACAACAACAACAGCAGCAGCAGCAGCAGCAACAACAACAACAACAACCACCACCACCACCUAGCACUCCAACAGUGCAACAAUCUCCACCAGAACCUGCAGUCGAUAAGAUAACUACUGCUUUUAAGAAAUCUACUUUAAAUCCAAACGCUAAAGAAUUUAAUCCAAAUGCCAAGCCAUUUACACCACGUUCUCCUAGCACUCCAACACCCAGCAGGCCACAUACACCUCAAACCCCUCAAUAUACCGGGGCUACUAUGCCCGCAACUGUCGUUAUGCCAGCGUAUGUGACGCCAACUUUUAGUCAACCACCUGCUCAACCAGUAACAAGAUUCCGGAAAGUGCCAAUGAUGCAACAUCGCGCACCAGACAUAGCAUCCCAAAUGCAAGUGGCCGCAGCAACAGGACAACCAUUACUAGCGCCAGCUCUACAUCCUCCAUUCCAGGUGCCUUAUCCGGGACAACCGACGUACCAACAAAUGGUACGCAUGGUCCAGGCACCGCCGCCACCACCACACAUGACUACACCAUAUCACCAUCAUCACGACUCGCAGGGUCCGCAGGCCCCUGGCAUACAAUACAUGGGGCCGCACACUCACCCACAUCCUCACUCCAUUACUCAACAACCACCUAGCCAAACGCCAUCCCCGGCCAAUCCAAAUCAGCCGCACACCCCGGGCACUUACAAUCCAUCUAGCACUCCGCAGCCCACGUAUCCGCAACCUCCGCCUCAAGGUCACGCCCCGAGUUAUCCAAUUAUGUGUCCCAUAAUUCCACCUCAUAUACCAAUACCACCACAACACAUGCAGUAUCUGCCGCCACAGCCACCCCCGGGCGCGCAACAGACUAUACCAGUUAUUUUACCGCACAAUCAGUAGCCGCAGUAUCAACUAAGCAGAGGAAGAAAGGAGUGUUAGUAUUCUGCAAGUUAGAGUAAGGUUUGCAAAAUUCAUUACUUUCAGGAGGAUAUUGUAAUUUGUCAUGAAACGUAAUCUUACUAUCGAUUCUUAAUGCAUGCUAAUCAAUCCAUUGCUUCUCUCGAACAGUGAAAAUUGAACACCAAUUAUCUUGUAUAUUUUUUUCCAAAUUCUUGGCGAAAUUAUCUCUCGUGAAAUUGUUCUUUGAUUUAAGAUAUUACUCAACAUGAAAAAAUCUUUAAUAUUAAUUAGAAAUAUUUUUUACCGCAUCUACCACACUGAUCCAAAGGAACUGAUAAACUCUUAGGAAUUUUUACAGAGAUUUUACAUGUUAUAAUUUCAUAAUUUAAAAAUUUGCUAUUGUUAAAAUUUUAAAAAUAUUCAAUAAUACAAAUAUAAAUUAUAAUUUAAUGGUCGAUUUAUUGGGUUGACCAGAAGUCCUCCUAACAAAAUUUCAGUGCAAAAGUUUGUAGUAUUUCUUAAUACAAAGUUUUUCGUUGGCGGAACGUUAGUGUGGAUCUUUUUUAGCAAUCUUUAAAUGCAAAACUUUGAAUUAAUACAAAGUUCUGCGCCUAAACCUUGUUAAAAAAAUCAGCACGGACUCUCCGAUCAAUCCAGUAUUUAUAGGACUUCUCCUAUUAGAAGUUACUUUUUUUUAAGAUUAAAGAUAAAAAAAUUAAUAUCUUGUCUUAGUUGUUUGUGUUAUUUGAAAUAUAUUCAUGAAAUAUUAUUAUUAUGGAAUUCUGAUAUUUCAUAGAAAUAGUGAUUUAUUAAUUAGUAAUAGACUACAAAUAUUAUAUAUAUUAGCGUUUUCUUAUAUCCAUUGUAACAAAAUUAAAAAUUUAAAAUUAUAAAAUCAUUUCUCAUUACUCAUUAAUCGUUUAUCCUCCUGUCUCAUCUUGAUCAGGCUUCUCCCAAAAAAGUGAUCUUUAUUCUGAUAAAUGAGCCACGAUGUCGUAUGAUAAAUCAACAAAUCAAUAUGAUAAAUCAGGAAUCAAUGUUGUAUCGAGUUUAAAAAAACUAAUAUUUGUAUACAUACUAUUGAAAUGUCUAUUACGUUAGGCAAUUUUGUUUUGCACUCGUUUUAUUAUCUCUUAUCGUUCUUUUGUAGGAGAUAGAUCGAUGAUAAAAUCGAUGAUUGGUGUUGAAUUUUCAAUAUUCCUAGAUAACAAUGAAUUGAUUAACACGCGCGACACAUUGAAAUUUGAUCCAAAUGAAACGAAUGGAAAUUAAUAAAAGUUGGAGUAUGGCUUGCAGGGUAAUAAAUGUAGUGGAAUAUUUGUUGAUAAUGAGUUUUGUUAUGAAACGCAAUUACGCGAUAUACGCAGGAUUCUCGAACAUGAAAAAUUCACUGAGACACUGAACGUGCGAACAGAAUAUCCACGCCUCGGAAAAUCGCGUUAACAUUAACGGUGCGAAUACAUCGGACAUCCGAGAGGUACAUAAUUUGCAUUCGAAACAGUGUUAGACUUUGGGCGACUUUUUAGUAAAUUCGACACUGUUACUAGAUUUUGCGUUGGUCGCAUAACAGAACCUGCGUCUUCAUUGUCUUAUCUACAUUUUAUAGUGCUUUGCAAUUUAUUUUGCAACAAGUGCAAAAUAAAGUGAGAAAUAGAAUUGUUAAAUAAACGUGUCAGGAUUCGUUGAGUAAUGUAAUGUAAAUAUUAUAUUAUUCGAAAAAUCUGUGAAUCGUUUAUUAAUUAUAUGUAACAACAAACUAGAAAAAAUUUCGUGUACACACGUAACACAUACAUGUAUGUAUACAUAGAUAUGUAUGUAUGUACGUAUGUACAUACAUUGUAUUGACAUAUACAUAUAUCAUAAUUUGUAUUUGAACAUUAUUUACUCUAUAUUAUCCUAAUCUUUCUUGUAACGGAAAAACUGUGUUACGUAAAACAUUAAUUUUUGAUGUAACAUUAUCGCGAUACAUUCUACGUAAAACCAUUUAUGUAAAAAAAACCAAAAAAAACAAAAUGUAAUUUAGGAACAAAGCGAUUUUUAAAUGAUUCGAAAUAGGAAAUUUCAGAAUAAAAAAAUAGUUUUUUUAUUAAUUUUUCACCUUUAUAUUCUAUGUAAUAAAAUAAUAAAAGUCGCCGCAUGCAAUUGAAAGAAGAAAUGAUAAAAGAAAGGAGGAAAGACAGUAUGAGUGAGAGAGAGAGAGAGCGAGAGAGAAAAGGAGAGAUUUGAUAAUUAUUUACAAUACGACAAUACCACCGAUUUCAACGAUAUUAAAAUACAUUGGAGGAGGAAAGUUUAUGAAUGUUUCUAAAUGAAAAGUAAAGGUCGCUCACUCUUAGUUUUAAAGUUAUUAAGGAAAAAAGUUUCAUAAAUAGAAUUGUUUUCUGAUACUAUAUUUGAAAAGUAAGAACUCUUUUAAGGAUGUAGAUGACGGACUGUCUGUACAAAAAGUUAGUCAAACUUGGAAGUUUACAAUAUGUCGUCUUUUUCGUCUUUAUCUUUAUUGAAGCCAUUGAUUGAUAAAUGAUAUAAGCUGCGUUAGAUUAGUUUUUUGCGAGUGGAGGCGGAGCUCCUCACCUCCCACUCAACCUGCUCUCUAACAACAUACGCUCAUGUACUGUUUGUUUUUGCUUUUUUUUAAUUACUAAUGAUCUAUUUAUGAAACUUUUUUUAAAUAAAAUUAAGAGUGAGCGACUUUUACUUUUUAUUUAGAAACAUUCAUGAACCUUCCCCCACCAAUAUAUUGUAACUUUGUUGAAUGAUCGGUGAGGUCGUCGAUAUUGUAAAUAAUUACCAAAUACUUUCUUAUAUUUUUACUACCUAGCAAUUAUUUUAUGUCGACACUUAUAAAAUAUCCAAAUUUAGUUCAUGCAAAGAUUCCUCGAUUAAAAAAAAAAAGUUAUUAAAUGUGAUAUUAUGAAUAACAUCUUGCCGUAACAGAGAUUGCGAGGCAAUAAUUUACAUGUAUAAAAUAAUUUAUACAUAGAAAUUCUUUGUCAAUUAUGUACCUCUCAUUAAAACAAUGAAACUGCUUGAUGCCAUAGACCUGGGGAUAUAUCUAGACGUGGCAUAAACUGUUAAUUAAGAUAAAUAAUGAUGAAAUUCGAGAGAUUGUGUAAAGAGAUUGUCAACAACACACGAAACGUUUUUAUAUUCGUCUCACGUAUACAUGAAUCUUUUUGCCAGAUUUAGAUAGAUUGUUUAAUGUUACAUCGAAACAAAAAAAUUCAAUUUGUAGUUUUCAUUUUCUCUUUCAUUACUAAUUUCAGUUUAAAAGGCUACGUCUAGAUGAUUCUUUGGACCAUGCUCGAUACUGAUUGGGGAAAAAAAAAGAGUAAACAACUACGGCCUUAAACCUAAACUAAAACUUUCCAUAUAAAUAAAUGGAAGGAAGCAAAAACAACUUUUGCUCGAAAGAGAUACUUGAGCGUGCGGCAUCGCUAGACAAAUUUUAUAUUAAAAAGAGAUUUAAAAAUCGAAAAAUAUCAAAAUAAAAUUAAUAUGUUGAAAACCAA
This is a messenger RNA of Ooceraea biroi (clonal raider ant), 6159 nucleotides long. RefSeq names its product ataxin-2 homolog. Gene Ontology annotation, cellular component: cytoplasmic stress granule. Lineage: Eukaryota; Metazoa; Arthropoda; Insecta; Hymenoptera; Formicidae. The record is from RefSeq and is a predicted model, not a curated record. Gene Ontology annotation, biological process: cytoplasmic stress granule assembly. Gene Ontology annotation, molecular function: mRNA binding.